AUGACAGUAACAAAGAAGAAAGAUAGUAAUAACCGCCGUCAUAAAUUUUGGACAGAAGCAACUUCUAGACAGUAUCAGGGAAUACCUAGUAGCUUAAGUUUUUAUGGCGGAUUCAAUGUUAAACAAAAAUCUAAAGGGAUUUGCGGACAUGCUCCAAGCACUUUCAUCAUGCAAAGGGUCGAGGUAUUGGAAGCGGAGGGAGAUGGGUGA
Sclerotinia sclerotiorum 1980 UF-70 is the source of this 210-nucleotide messenger RNA. RefSeq lists its product with no specific name. The transcript is spliced from 2 exons. The record is from RefSeq and is a predicted model, not a curated record. NCBI's taxonomy places the organism in Eukaryota, Fungi, Ascomycota, Leotiomycetes, Helotiales, Sclerotiniaceae. Bases 1 to 210 code for a protein of 69 amino acids.